GAUUGCUGAGCAGCUCAGGGUUACAGGAGGAAGGCAGGAAUGUGGUGUUGGAAUGAAAAUCAGCCAUGGUUAAAUGGUGGGGCAGACCAGUUGGACCAAAUCACCUGAUUCUGUUCCUGUGUCUUGUGUCUUACCGUGACUGGAUGAUGGAUCCUUCUUAUCCCGUAUCGUCUGUGAGAUGUGAGGGACAAUAAAAGAUUGUUUACUGAGGUCAUUACAUCUGCCUUCAGUGUUUAAAUCUCAGUGAGUUUUGUUCUUAGUAACAUUACACAGAAAUGUUUAGUUCUCCUUUUCAUUAUUAAUGUGCUUCAUUGUCUCUCUGGUUAAAGUUAGACCUGUGGUGAGAGAUUUAUUUGAAGAAAAACCCCAACUGGAGGCAAACCACGACUGAAGACGAGGGAGCAGCAACAAGUGAACCAGCCCGAGGACUGAGAGCACCGACUGGAGAGAACCCAUCUGACUCGGAGAUUCCAGUGAUUCAGUCAGGAGAAAGUUUGGUUAAAAAUGAGAAGGAAUUUGUCUCCAGGAAUCUCAAACGCGGCACACCAGUUUUGCUGUCUCUGUCCAGAUAUUUAAGAAGUGGAGCAAGGGAUUCAAUCGACCAUCCUUCCUGCUCAGACUGUGGGGAGGGAUUUAUUCGGUCAUCUGACCAACUGGCACGCCCGUCAUUUUACACAGGAGAAAGGCCAUUCACCUGCUCAGAUAGUGGGAAUGGAUUCACUUGGUUAUCACAAUUGAAGGUACAUCCGCAAGUUCACACUGGGCAAGGCCAUUUACCUGUUCUGUGUGUGAGAAGGGGUUCAGUCUGUCUUCCCAUCUGUGGACACACCAGUCAGUUCACACUGGGCAGAGGCUGGUCAUCUGAAGAAUUUGUGGAGAAGGAUUCACUCGGUCAUCUGAUCUAAUGGCUCACCAGCUAGUUCACUACGGGGAGAGGCCUUUCACCUGCUCGGACUGUGGGAAGAGAUUCAUUCAGUCAUCCACCCUACUGGUACAUCAGCGAGUUCACACUGGAGAGAAGCCGUUCACCUGCUCGGACUGCGGGAAGAGAUUCACUCAGUUAACCCACCUACAGAGUCAUCAGCGAGUUCACAAGGGGGAGAGGCCAUUCACCUGCUCAGAAUGUGGGAAAGGAUUCACUCAGUCAUCCACCCUACAGAGUCAUCAGCGAGUUCACACUGGGGAAAGGCCGUUCACCUGCUCAGUCUGUGGGAAGAGAUUCACUCACUGUUCCAGCUUACAGAGACAUCGGCAAGUUCACACUGGGGAGAGGCCAUUCAUCUGCUGAGAAUGUGGGAAGGGAUUCAGUCCCCAACUACUGGCACACCAGUCAGUUCACAAUGGGGAGUGGCCUUUGUUAUGAAUCUCUAGGUUUUGUUUGCUGUGGACUAUCACUUUAAGAGAGUGAGAGAGAGAGAAAUGAAGAAGGUGAAUCAGUUUGACUUGCAGCCUUUUUACAUUGCUCGCAGCUUGUUUAGUUUUAACCGAGGACACAGACACUCAGAGUCAGAUGGGGAUGAAGGAGGAAAAAUGGAAGGAUCGAAACCAGGGAACCAGUGGGCAAGGGUCUCUGUUUGGAAUUUUCCUAUGCCCACAAGGGUGGGUUACUUAUCGAUUCAGGAAACGUCGAAUGUGUGGUUGUUACAUUGUUUGAUCCAUAGGAGUGGAUCUGUUUUGGGGUAUCCUGUGAAGACCACUGAUGUGUUAACCCUUGCCUAGAUGUGGUGUGGUAAUUCACUUGACGAUACCUCUUGUGCCAAGUCACUUUCGGUGAUAGUUCGUAUGUGGAUUUGGAACGAUGACAGAUAAAAUCUACAGCGACUGUUCUCUCAUUUUACCACCAUGGAAUCUGUGGAAUUCAACAUAAUUGCCUUCUCUCGACAUUUACCCUGAAUUACAAAUAUCUCUCUCAUCACCUAUUCCAUGGUUGAACUGAACUUUCAUACUUUACCAUCUCAAGACUCCAAGCCUUGUUUCCCCCGAGAAUAGUUUGGGAGUUAUAUUUACACACAUAUAUACACAUGACACUUAACUUUUGUUUAUCUUUCUUAAGUUACUAUAUUAUAAGUGGAUUGUAUUAAAGAUUGUUUUAACAUCAAAAACAGACUCCAGGUGUAGUCCAUUGCUGCUGGUUCGUUUCUAAAGCGUAACAAUUCAGAAUAAAAUUGGGGCCUGCAACCAGAAUAUGAACAGAUUUGGGGGUGUAUUGAUUAGUUAUCGAUUUCAUUGGGGAAAUUUGCUUUUGAUUUAUUUGUGUGUGGAAAAUCAGCAGCAACGGAUGUUGAUAGAUGUCUGGAAGCACCAACAUCUGAGGCAUUAGAAGUUACCAGAAGGAUUGAGUUGUUGAGUCUUGCUAGAAGGUUCAAACUUGCUAAGGGGAAACCGACAAUGAGGAGGGCACAGAUGCAGAGAAUAAUAGCUGAACAUUAUGUAUCUGAGGGUGUGUAUAAAGUGGAGGAGUUGGAGGUGUUUCCUGAAAGUAAACAUCGUGAGCUUGAGCUCCAGGACAAGCGAGAAAAAAUUAAAGAUGGAAGCUGCGGAAAGGCAGAGGCAGCUUGAAACUAGACAGGCAGAAAAACAGAGGGAGGAAGCAGUAAGACGGGCUGUUUGAGCUGGAUAAGAUAGAGAGAUUGCAGCAAAGGGGUCUAGCAUUAGACUCUAGUGAUAAGUUGAGGCCAGUCAAGAAGUUAAAUUGGUACCACCAUUUGACGAGGUAGAGGUUGAUAAAUACUUCUGGCAUUUUGAGAAGUUUGCUCAGAGUUUAAAGUGGCCAAGAGAGGGUUGGCAUAUUCUCUUACAAAGUGCAAUUCAGGGGAACGCUUAGCAAGCCGAUUCUGCUUUGGCAGUUGAUGAAGCAGCUGAUUAUAGAACACAGAAUAGUACAGCACAGUACAGGCCCAUCGGCCCACAAUGUUGUGCCAACCCUUAAACCGUGCAUCCCAUAUAUCCCCCCAACACCUUAAAUUUCUCCAUAUUCCUGUCUAGUAGCCUUUUGAAUUUCACUAUAUCUGCUUCCACCACAGACUCAGGCAGUGCAUUCCACACACCAACCACUCUCUGAGUAAAAAAAACCUUCCUCUAAUAUCCCCCUUGAACUUUCCACCCCUUGCCUUAAACCUACGUCCUCUUGUAUUGAGCAGUGGUGCCCUGGGGAAGAGGUGCUGGCUGUCCACUCUAUCUAUGCCUCUUAAUAUCUUGUAUACCUCUAUCAUGUCUCCUUUCAUCCUCCACCACUCCAGAGAGUAAAGUCCUAGCUCCCUUAAUCUCUGAUCAUAACGCAUGCUGACUAAACCAGGCAGCAUCCUGGUAAAUCUCCUCUGUACCCUUUCCAAUGCUUCCACAUCCUUCCUAUAGUGAGGCGACCAGAACUGGACACUGUACUCCAAGUGUGGCCUAACUAGAGUUUUAUAGAGCUGCAUCAUUAACUUGCAACUCUUAAACUCUAUCCCUCGACAUAUGAAAGCUAACACCCCAUAAGCUUUCUUAACUACCCUAUCUACCUGUGAGGCAACUUUCAGAGAUCUGUGGACAUGUAGCCCAGACCCCUCUGCUCUUCCACACCACCAAGUAUCCUGCCAUUUACUUUGUACUCUGCCUUGGAGAUUUCACCUUCCAAAAUGUACCACCUCACACUUCUGACAGUAGAAGCAAAAAGUAGUAAGGUGAAAAGUAAAAGUGGCAGGCAGGCAAAUCCAGGGCAAAAAUCAAAAAGGGCCAGUUUUCAACAUAAUUGUAUAAGGGCUAAGAGUGUUUAAAAACAAGGCUGAAGGCUUUGUGUGUCACUGCAUGAAGCAUUUGUAACAAGGUGAAUGAAUUGAAUGUGCAAAUAGUUAUUAAUGAAUAUGAUAUAGUUGGGAUCAAAGAGACAUGGCUCCCAGGUAACCCAGGAUGGGAGUUCAACAUCCAGGGAUAUUCAAUAUUCAGGAGGGAUAGACAGGGAAGAAAAGGAGGUGGGGUAGCGUUGCCGGUUAGAGAGGGGAUUAAUGCAAUAGAAAAGAAGACAUUAGCCUGGAGGAUGUGGAAUCAAUAUGGGUAGAGCGGCGUAACACUAAGGGGUAGAAAACUCUGGUGGGAGUUGUGUUCAUGCCACCUAACAGUAGUAGUGAGGUUUGGGAUGGCAUUAAACAGGAAAUUAGAAAUGCGUGCCAUAAAGGACUAGCAGUUAUAAUGGGUGAGUUCAAUCUACAUAUAGAUUGAGUGAACCAAAAUGGUAAGGGUGCUGAGGAAGAGGAUUUCUUGGAAUGUAUGUGAGAUAGUUUUCGGAACCAAAAUGUCGAGGAACCAGCUAGAGAGCAAGCCAUUCUAGACUGAGUAUUAUUGAGCGAUGAGGAAGGGUUAGUUAGCAAUCUUGUCGUGCGAGGCCCCUUGGUUAAGUGACCAUAAUCCGGUGGAAUUCUUCAUUAAUAUUGAG
Hypanus sabinus (Atlantic stingray) is the source of this 4411-nucleotide messenger RNA. RefSeq names its product gastrula zinc finger protein XlCGF7.1-like. Gene Ontology annotation, biological process: regulation of transcription by RNA polymerase II. Lineage: Eukaryota; Metazoa; Chordata; Chondrichthyes; Myliobatiformes; Dasyatidae. The transcript has 2 exons. Gene Ontology annotation, molecular function: DNA-binding transcription factor activity, RNA polymerase II-specific; RNA polymerase II cis-regulatory region sequence-specific DNA binding. The record is from RefSeq and is a predicted model, not a curated record. Bases 905 to 1288 code for a protein of 127 amino acids.